This is a messenger RNA of Papaver somniferum (opium poppy), 2594 nucleotides long. RefSeq names its product J domain-containing protein required for chloroplast accumulation response 1-like. Gene Ontology annotation, molecular function: clathrin binding. The record is from RefSeq and is a predicted model, not a curated record. Gene Ontology annotation, cellular component: vesicle; cytoplasm; intracellular membrane-bounded organelle. The coding region runs from base 255 to 2336 and encodes 693 amino acids. NCBI's taxonomy places the organism in Eukaryota, Viridiplantae, Streptophyta, Magnoliopsida, Ranunculales, Papaveraceae. Gene Ontology annotation, biological process: clathrin-dependent endocytosis; clathrin coat disassembly. The transcript is spliced from 9 exons.
AACCCUCUAAAAAUCUCAAACAACUUGGUUUUGUGGCUCCAAAUUUAACGACCCUUACACCCUCUAGCCCACCAACCCCUUUGUCUCUCUCCACACACACACACACACAGAAAAGAAGAUGUUAGCAUUCAUCUUCAAUUUCUCUGGAACCCCGUUCAUGCAUGUUUGAUUUCAUUUAGAUAAACCAGAAUUCAAAUCAAAUUCAUGCUUUCCCGCCAAUAAGAAAUAGAGAUUAGAGAACCAAGUAAUUAAUUAUGGAGAGAUUUUCACUGAGAGAACAUGUACUAUUAGGAUCUUCAUCUAGUCCAAGAAGAUCAUCUUUGAGUUCCCCUAAAUUGCAAUCAAGAAAUUCAGAUGUAGACUUCAAUGAUGUAUUUGGUGGUCCUCCAAGACGUUCUUCGAUGCACGAGUGGCGUAAUAGCAAUAAUAGUCUUAGUGACACUAUUAAUUCUAAUUCAUCUGGUGGGGAUGACGAAGACGAUGAAAAUAUUCCUUCGCGCAAUCCUUGGUCUGGUUUAAGUUCCGAAAAACCAGUUUUUGGAGAGGAAACUAUAACGCGUAGGAAUUACCCAAGCAAAGAUUUCUAUGACGACAUUUUUAAAGGCGAUGGAUUAACUACUUCGACCCCAACUAGACUCAGUUGGGAUCAUUUGCAUUCCAAUCCAGCUUCUCGGGUUUUAAGCCCUGCUCGUUCGAUGCAUACUCCUCCAUCUCAAUCCGAUUCAAUUGGUGGUUCAUCACUUCCUGUACUACUAAGUCUCCCGCCAAAACUGACGAAAGCGGUGGAUCAAGCAUUCAGUAGUCCUGGUCACAGCCCAUUUAAAAGCAAAGAAAGUUCUUCAGCUGCAUUUGGCUCUUCAUCAUCACCUAGUGUCUCUAGAGCUUCAACUCCCGUGGCUCAAGGGCAAGAAGAGUUGAGAAAUGAUGUCCAACAUUCUUAUACUAGAGCGUCUUCAUCCCAAGAUUUUUAUGAUGAGGGGUUAUCGAAAGCUGUAAAGUCUGAAACAAAUUCACAAGUUACUAGCAACAGUAAUGGCCAAUUUCACUUCUCUAUAUAUAAAUGGCCAACUAAAGGUGUGCCGUUAGUGAUGCAUCUUCGUGGAGGAAUUAAUAUAGUCUCAAAAGGAAAGGGUAAAGCUGAGGGGACUGGAAGUGAACUAUCUACGUCCGGUGUGCGAGAAAUUAGCAUCUCCUCCAAAAACCAAAGCAGCGGCUUAAAUACAAUUAUGAAAGAAACUAAAGUUGUUGAGGAACUAGCUCGUCUAAAACCUGAACCAGAGCCCAUUACGAGUUCUUUACCACACGUUGGACGAAAAUAUGCUAAAUCUGAAUCUGCUGCAUCUGAUGCUCCUGCGGGUGGAGCCAACAAACAAGAAAAUGAUAAGAUGGUUAAAAAGGGUGGACUGAAUGAAGGUUCCGCAAAGAGAGUUGAUAUGUCGGCUGUAAAUAUUGAUGAAAAUAAAAAGGCAAAAACAUCAACUGGAAAAAAGAAUGUUAAUCUUAGUGAAGCUAGCUUGCAGAAUUCACCUGCGAGAUCAGAAACCAAAAAUGUCAAGAACAAAGUCAAGGGAAAGGUUAAAGAUUUCGUCAAGAUUUUCAAUCAGGAAGUACCUGUAACACAUGUGCCUAGUGUUGAAACGGUAAUUCAGAGUCAGAGAACGGGAGCAGAAGACAUGGGUGCAUGUGAAACAGAUGAUCAAGAAAAUGUUGUUCAAAAGAAGGCUGGUAACAAUGAGAAGGUACCCAGCCAAAAAAGUAACAAAGUAUCAGUAGAUACAUCUUCCAAGGAUCAAGUAGUUGAACAACUGGAUAAACCUCAUGUCGCCGAAGACAGAACUUCCUAUAAAACUUAUGUCGCUUCCUCUGAAAGAAAUGAUACUUCAACCUCGUGUCCUGAACCAAUUCCUGUAGUUGUAGAGGCUGUAGUUACGAAUAUGGAAGAAUCUCAUUAUGAAGAUCUGCAAGGGAACUGCCUGGUCGAAGUACUGCCUCCUGAGCCCGAUAAACAAUCAGAAGCUGAUCAACUUAAUGAAGAAAUUAAAGCUUCAGAUGCUAAGAUACGGAAGUGGUCAAGCGGGAAGCAAGGGAAUAUCCGGUCCCUAUUAUCAACUCUUCAAUAUGUUCUUUGGCCUAGAAGUGGAUGGAAACCGGUGCCACUAAUGGAUAUAAUUGAACAGAACUCUGUGAGGAAAGCCUAUCAAAAAGCUUUAUUAUGUUUGCACCCUGAUAAGUUACAGCAAAGAGGAGCUUUGCCACAUCAAAAGUACACGGCCGAGAAGGUCUUUGACAUUUUGCAGGAGGCUUGGACACAAAACAAUUCAGUUGGCGCGUUGUGAUGGAAGAGUUGCUGACCUGCUUCAUGUAUGCCAACCUUUCUUGUCAGUAGAUAUAAUCCAAAUUCAAAGAACAGAUGAUCAAAUUAAGUUAAAUGCUCAUUUAGCUAAUGUUGGUGAGUUUCAUUAUUGUUUUCAAUUUCAAUGUGUAAAGAAAUUGUAUAUAACACUAGCAUCCAGACUGCUGAUUGGAAGUUGCAGCGUCAACUCUAUUUUUGAUAAUAUAAAUUCGUCCACAUGCACAGCAUACUUAUUUCCGUA